Messenger RNA from Westerdykella ornata, 324 nucleotides. RefSeq names its product vacuolar ATPase assembly integral membrane protein VMA21. Bases 1 to 324 code for a protein of 107 amino acids. Lineage: Eukaryota; Fungi; Ascomycota; Dothideomycetes; Pleosporales; Sporormiaceae. Gene Ontology annotation, cellular component: endoplasmic reticulum membrane. The transcript is spliced from 3 exons. The record is from RefSeq and is a predicted model, not a curated record. Gene Ontology annotation, biological process: vacuolar proton-transporting V-type ATPase complex assembly.
AUGGCAACGCAAAGGAUCAUAAGCAAAGAGAAGACGUACCUGGACCAAGAUGGCAAAGCGGCGCCCGAACCCUCCAACAUCACUCCAGCGGUGCCAUCCUCGGUCAUCUGGAAACUGCUGAGCUUCACCUUCGCCAUGGUCACACUGCCCAUCGGCACUUACUUCUUCACAGUCAGCUAUGUCUUCAAAGGCAACACGACAUUUGCUGGAGGUCUAGCCGCCAUCAUGGCCAAUGUGGUGCUAAUCUCCUAUGUCAUCAUGGCCUACAGGGACGACCAGUCGGAACGGCAAGAGGAGGAGGAGAAGAGGAAAAAGUCGUUAUAG